Molecule: messenger RNA, 2424 nt
Organism: Durusdinium trenchii
Lineage: Eukaryota; Dinophyceae; Suessiales; Symbiodiniaceae
Source: the annotation of a GenBank genome assembly
AUGCCGAAGCCAAGGAAGCAUUUGGCACGGCUCCUGCGCAAGCAGGCCGGAUGCAGAAUGCUUCCAGCGGCACUGGGCAGGAUGGUGCCAGCAGGUCCAUGCUUGCAGCCGCAGAGUCACGCAGCUCUUGCGUCCCGCAGAUCCUUUUUUGCCUGGCCGGAAUGGGCAGCAGGCGCUGCAAAUGAUUUUGUGGCAGUGAUGAGCAAUGUGGAUGGGACCAUUAGUUUGUUCCAACGCUUGCCUCCUUUGAAGCCUGUGCUCGGACAAUUGGAGCAAGCCCGAGGGUGGCUGCAGAAUUGGAAGCACAGCCCCGUUCCGGAGCUGACAGAGGAAAUGCUGAAGAAGUCUGUCGCCAUGAUUGGCACAGCCAGCGAAUUGGCAGGGCAGAAUCCGUUUCAUCAAAGGACGCAGGUGGAACUCCAGAAGCAGGUCCAUGAGCUGUUUGUCUACAUUGUGCUCCUACAAUUGCUCUCAACCAGCACGACCAGUCACUUCCGGUUCCGCAUUGUCCACGGAGUUCCCACUGUCUAUUGCUGGGAAAGUGCGCUUGUCGAAUCAUUCUCUUUGGAGUUGCUUCGUGUGCCCAAGCCCUUCCGGCCUGUCGGCCAGGCAAUGGGAGAUGCUGAUGCUGAAGAGUUGAGGAAAAGCGGUGCCUUCAGUGAAGUGGCCUCUGCAAGUGAGGAUCUUUCCAAAACCUACGACGACGUCAAACGGCGCCAGGCAGAGUGGAUACCAAAGGAUGUGGCAUCCAAUCAGUGUGGCAAAGAAGUGAGACGCUUGCUGACAGUUCAUGGUCCCAAGACAGUAGCUUCCAGCGAUGGUGUCCUCUAUUUCACCACAAAGGGCACAACCGCCACGAAGGACACCACCAGCACGAAGGACACCACGACCACAAAGGGCACAGAGACCAGAUUACUAAAGCAUGAUUUUGAAGGCAAGGAGUUGAAGUCUUUCCCUGUGAGCAACAUCAAAGGCUGUACCGGGAUGGCGAUCGCAGGUGACACUGUUGUCGCCUCUCUUCCUGACAAAGUACUUUGCUUUAAGCUCUCAGAAGAAGACGUGAAGUGUACCGAGCCGAGCCCAAGUCCAGUGAAAGGCAUUAGUGUGGAUCAGCAGAGUCAGUCCCAUGCUUACUACUGCGUUGGGCACUCAGUGGUAUGCUUGGACUGUGUGACUAUGAAGGAGCACAGCAUCAUGGGGAAAUGUGAUGAAGAAGGAUGUGGCAAACCAGGAACUCCACCAACGAAAUUGCUACUCCACGACCCAAGCGCUACUGCCGUGGUUGACUCUCGUCUCUUCAUCGCUGAUACGGGCAACCAUCGGGUCCUUUGCUUGGAUAUGAGAGAGAAUCACUGUACGGUUGUGUUUGAGGGAGAGCAUCCAAGUUUGCUUGCAGCCGAUGGUGAUGGUCUGUGUGUUUAUGAUGGUGAGCAAAACAAGAUCUUCCAUGUGAGCAUGGGCACAUGGGAAAAGGAGCAUGUUCUAGGCACAGGCACCAGGGCCUUCAGCCGUGAGGGGUUGCCACCGCGAUCUACGAACUUGGGCAAAGUGAUAAGCAUGGCACUUGGUCAUGGAAGGGAACUCACCUUCGUUUGUGAUGACGAUGACAAUGUUCGUACAUGCAGGAUGCCUGCAAGUCUGGAAUCAAGUGCAACUCCCUGCGCGACAUCCGCAGGACCAAUGUCAGCAACAGACAAAGGACAGGAGGGACUUAUCCCACUUCAACAUGACUGUCUUCAGCCCACUUGUGGUUUCAAAUUGGACUUCUUUUGCUCUGGACAGCCUACGCCGAUGAUCCUUUCGGAGCCCUUGCCACAUGAUCAGAAAGAGGUGCACAUCAAAUGCACGCUGUCAUCUCCUAUGGGCGGAGUUGGCAUAAGCCUGCUUGCAGAAAAUGUGGGGGAUUCCAACCGCAGGCCGGUGGAUUGUCAUUUGAUGAGCUCUCCUGAGUGGAAUGCACGUGUCUUUGUCAGCACGCUCUCAAAGUUGACGAAGAGGCAAAAUGCGAAGCAGGAAUCAAAUCAGCAAGUGGCAGAUGAACAAGUGGCAUGGCAGCGGAAAUCUUUUCAAGAGGUUUUGAAAAAAGGAAUGAAGAUUUUUCACGAUUGGGUGAAAAGCGAAUCCCCAAAGGAGAACUCAGACAAGGAAUCCCCAAAGGAGAAUUCCAUUGAGGAAGCAUUCUACCUCCGGCGUGAGAACCACUUGGAGGCGACCGUUGAACGCAGAUAUGAUGAGCGUGAAGACUGCUCAAUUGUGCUGUUCAAGGAGUUAAAAGUCAAUGGAAAGAGGCGUGCUGGGGAGUUGGAUGAAAUCAAGGUGGGUCCUCAUGUGCCAGUGAGGCUCUGUAUCUUUGCUUUCCCAGACGGGCCUUUCUUGAAGUGCAAGGAGCCUCCCAAAAUUAGUGAGCUGCGCUCCUAUGUGUAG